This is a messenger RNA of Paramecium pentaurelia, 725 nucleotides long. Lineage: Eukaryota; Ciliophora; Oligohymenophorea; Peniculida; Parameciidae. The record is from the annotation of a GenBank genome assembly.
AAUGAGCGAAGAAGAAAAAGUCAAUCAAAUCAGUCCUAAUACAGUUAAUGAAUUAGUGAAAAAUGAUAAAUAUGGUCAUUUAAUUUAACUUUACUUAAAGAAAGAUCCAACUAGGUAUUAUAAUACUCUACCCUAUUAUAGAAUUAAAAAGUAUAAUAGUAUACAAAAAUCCAAUAAAAUAUAUCAUGUCAAUCAAGAUGUAGCUGUUUGUGCUCUAAAUGAUGAUAUCUAUUCAGCAAAACUAAUUAAAAUUUAUUGCAUCAAGGAUCCAUCAAAUACUUUCAUACCCAUUAUUUAAGUUUAAUGGUAAUUUAUAUCUCUAUUUCAUUAGGUAUUAUUCUAAAUAAGAUCUAAAAAUUGAUCAGAAACUUAUUAAAUGUAUUUCUGAUAAAGAACUUUUCUUUUCUACUCACUCUGAGUAUUUACCAGCAAACAAAAUACAAGUUGGAAUCAAAGUAUUAACUUUUGAAGAAUACUCUGACCUUGAAUUUGAAGAGGAAACAAUCUUCUUUAGUAGAGCUGCCAUAGAUCUUGAAUCCAUGGAACCUAGACCAAAUAUAAAGUUAUGGAAAAAGAGUUGUGUAUGUUAAUUACCUUAGAACCCUGAUCUCUAAAUGAUUCAAUGUGAUGAAUGCGAAAACUGGUUUCAUUUAGAUUGUGUUGAACUUCAAGAUCAAGAUAUUACAAAGAUUGAUAAAUAUUUAUGUCCAAGAUGCAGUAAAUGA